Messenger RNA from Didymodactylos carnosus, 1959 nucleotides. The record is from the annotation of a GenBank genome assembly. Lineage: Eukaryota; Metazoa; Rotifera; Eurotatoria; Philodinida; Philodinidae.
AUGGUGUUACGCGUAUUCGUUAUAAGUACAACGGGUCGUCGUGACAUUCGUAAACGUCAAAUACAUGUAUUAGCCGUACUGAGUAGCUGGAAAUUUGAACAUAUCGUCAUCGAUGUUGCUGAUCCUGAACAUGCUGAAGAACGGGAUUUUAUUAUUGAGAAUGGGAAAAAAAAUCAAGAUGAUAAAAUAAUGUUACCACAAAUAUUUAAUGAUGAUGAAUGUUGUGGAGAUUAUUUAGAUUUUUUACAAUCGAUUGAACAUGAGAAAUUACAAUUGUUUCUAAAGCAAAUUACCGAAGAAGAGUAUGAGGCACUACAACGACGAAAAAAAAUUUCAGAAGGCGGCGCGGAUGAUGAGGAGAAGAAAGAGGAUGAGGAGGGAGAGGAGAAAAAGGAAGGUGAGGAGGAUGAGGAAAAGAAGGAGGAUGAGGAGGGCGAGGAAAAGAAGGAAGAUGAGGAGGACGAGGAAAAGAAGGAAGAUGAGGAUGAUGAGGAAAAGAAGGAGGAUGAGGAAGGUACUGAGGAAAAGACAGAGGGCGAGGAGGGUAGCGAGGAGAAAGUUAAAAGUGAUGAGGAAAAAUCCGGGGAUGAAAAAGAGGAGGAAGGGGAAGAAGAUGAAAAAGCAAAGAAGGAAGAUGAUACGGAUGAACUGGGAGAGCCAAAAGUGAAAGACAGCGAUGAAGUUGAGGAGAAGUCUAAAGACGAAGCGGAAGAGAAAGAGACGACAACAGAGAAAAAUGAUGAAGAAACAAAAGAAGAUAACGACAAGACAAAAAAGUCCAAGGAAUCCAAGCCAAAGGAAGACAAGCCGAAAACAACGAAAACCGAUAAAGAAAAAGCUUCAGCGGAUAAAACGAAACAAAAAGAUGAAACGAAGAAGGCUGAUGAGAAACCUGGUAGAAAACGACGUGGUUGGGAUGAGACAAAAGAUGAUGCAAAAAAAUCUGAUGAUGAUACCAAAAAACCAGAAGAAUCUGAAAAGAAGGAAUCUGAUAAGUCAACUGAAGAAACCGAUGCAAAAAGCAAGGAUCUAGAAUCUUCGAAAAAGAAAGAAGAAGCUGAUGACACAGAUAAAACGAAACAAAAAGAUGAUUCGAAGAAGACUGAUGAGAAACCUGGUCGAAGACGACGUGGCUGGGAUGAGACAAAAGAUGAUGCAAAAAAAACUGAUGAUGAUACCAAAAAAGAAGAAUCUAAAACUGAGACAGAUCCCAAAAAGAAAGAAGAACCCGAAUCAACUAAAGAUGAACAGAAAAAAGAUGUUGAAAGCGAAAAGAAAAAAGAAGAAAAGACUGACACAACUAGUCGUCGGCGACGUGGUUGGGAUGAAAGUGAUAAGAGUAAGGAACCGGAAUCAAAAACUGAAUCAAAAGAUAAAUCGGAUAACAAAGACAAGAAGACGGACUCGAAAGAAUCAGCUAAAGAUGAAAAGAAAUCAUCCACCAGUAAAGAUGAGAAGAAAGCAGACUCAGAAAAAGAAACUGAAGAAAAGAAGUUAGAUUCAAAACCUGCGACCAGUCGUCGGCGUCGAGGUUGGGAUGAAGAAGACAAACAAGCAGCCGAGAAGAAAGAGGCAGAAUCAAAAACCAAAUCAGAAUCCGAGACAAAAGAUGAAACAACCGCCGAUGAUACCAAAUCGGAAAAAUCAUCUACAGACGAGACGAAAGAUUCUAAAAAAACUGAUAGUAGCGACGAAACGAACAAGGACGAAAAGAAAUCAACAACAGAAGAAAAGAAGCCUGAGUCAACAACACCCAGUCGCCGACGUCGAGGUUGGGAUGAUGAAGGUAAGAAAGAGGCCGAAAAGGACACGGAAUCAUCAAAAACUGAUAAAGAAUCAGAGUCAAAAACAGAUGAAGAGAAAAAGCCUGAAAGUGAAACGAAAGAAAAACCGGCUGGUAGACGACGAGCUUGCUACUUAAGAGUGAAUGAGCCUACAAAAAAAAAAGAAUUAUCAUAG